GCGUUUUUGACGGGUAUGAAAUGUUUGUCUUUUGUCUAGAUGACAUUGACAAUAUUUUUUUUUACGUGUUGGCGGCCAAUGUCCAAUGAAAAUGUAAAAAUGAGAUAUUGGCAAGAAAGAAAAAAUGUCAGUGUCAGCAAAACAAAAAUAAUGUUUGUAAACUUCUAACCUCAAAUCAUAUAUAUGUAAUUUUAUAAUUCAAAAUGCCGCUUGAUUACAGAAGAUUCAAUGGACCAGAGGACAGUGUCUCUUAUAAACUUUAUACAAAGGAGUAUUUGAAGACAUAUGAUGAAGCAUUUAAAGAAUUAAUUAAUGAAAAAGGAAUCCGCACCGAUGGGCGCGCACUGGAAGAAGCCCGGAGCAUGUGUAUGUUUUUUGCAAGAACAGAUAUGGUGUCACAAGCAAAAGGUUCUUCAUAUGUGGAAAUGAAAAGAACCAAAGUCAUAUGUUCAGUUUUUGAUCCCCGAGAGAUUCCACACCAGAAUGAAUUCAGCCAGUUAGGUCAGAUAUUCUGUGAAGUGAAAUUCGCACCAUUCUCCUGUCCUCGUAAACGUCGUCCGCACGCCCCGGAUGCUGAAGAGAGAGCCCUGUCAGUGUCUUUGAGACAAGCACUGGAGCCUACCGUCUGUAGACAUCUGUUCCCUAAUUACCAGAUUGAUGUAUUUAUCUAUAUUCUAGAACAUGAUGGCUCAUGUUUAGCAGCAGCUAUAAAUGCAGCUGGUCUAGCCUUAGCCGAUGCUGCAGUCCCAAUGUAUGAUAUCAUCACGGCUUGCUCGGUGGCAAUUGUUGAUGAUAAACUAUUUGUAGACCCAACAGAAGCCGAAGAACAUAUAGCAAUCACCAGCCCAGAGACAAGUGGUAUCAAUCAUGGAGUUGUUACAUUGUCCAUGCUUUCAGGACUCAAACAAGUGUCAGAUUUUACACAAAUAGGUUCUAUGGAUGUUGAUUGUGUUAUGAAAGUGACAGAUUUGUUGGAGGUGGAAUGUGAGAAAAUUGUACCGAACAUUCAAAAAGUGUUAGUUCAGAAUGUAGUGCAAAAUCUGCAACAGCAGGAAGUGUUAGAAGCAGAGGCAAAGGAGAGAGAACAAAUGCUGAAUGCAAAGCUUGAGGAAUGGAAAGCAUUAUUGAAUGCUGGAUGAUGAAUUUUGUUUCAUCUAGAAUCUAGAAUUUUACAAUAAGUGCAAAUAAAUUUAUGAUAUUUUUACUA
Amyelois transitella is the source of this 1207-nucleotide messenger RNA. RefSeq names its product exosome complex component MTR3. Gene Ontology annotation, biological process: poly(A)-dependent snoRNA 3'-end processing; U4 snRNA 3'-end processing; rRNA catabolic process. Bases 204 to 1139 code for a protein of 311 amino acids. The transcript has 4 exons. The record is from RefSeq and is a predicted model, not a curated record. Gene Ontology annotation, cellular component: nucleolus; nuclear exosome (RNase complex); cytoplasmic exosome (RNase complex). NCBI's taxonomy places the organism in Eukaryota, Metazoa, Arthropoda, Insecta, Lepidoptera, Pyralidae.